This is a messenger RNA of Opisthocomus hoazin, 1458 nucleotides long. Lineage: Eukaryota; Metazoa; Chordata; Aves; Opisthocomiformes; Opisthocomidae. The record is from RefSeq and is a predicted model, not a curated record.
AAGGCUGCUCCACACAGACAUACAGAGAUGACUUCCGUUCUCCAGCCCCGAGAAUGUAAAGUGACCAAAAAGCCCCAAAAGAGGUACGGAUUCUACCUGCGUAUUGAGAAAGACACAGCAGGGCAUCUCAUCCGGAAUGUGGAAAAGAACAGUCCAGCUGCAAAGGCUGGCUUGAAGGACGGAGACAGACUCCUCAGGGUUAAUGGCGUGUUUGUAGACAAGGAGGAACAUGCUCAGGUGGUGGAGAUUGUCAAGAAGAGCGGGAAUUCUGUUGUACUUCUUGUUCUGGAUGAUGCAUCCUACCAAAAGGCAGAAAAGGAGGGAGUGAACUUGGAAGAGCUGGGUCAAAAGAUGUCAACAGGACAACAGCAAGAGCAGCAGCCCUCACCCCCCACGGCCAAUGGAGCAAUCACCGCAGCUCCACAACCCCGGCUCUGCUACCUAGUGAAGGAGAAGAAAGGCUAUGGCUUCUCUCUGAGAAGUACAGCAGGACAGAAGGGGUUGUUCAUAGUAGACCUUUCAUCACAAGGAGCAGCUGCAAAGGCUGGUGUCCAAAAUAAUGAUCGCCUGAUUGAAAUAAAUGGAAAAAAUGUGGAAAAUGACACACAUGAGGAAGUGGUGGAAAAGGUAAAGAAGUCUGAAAACCAUGUUAUGUUUCUACUUGCAAAUGAAGAAACAGACCGCUAUUACAAAAGCCAGAAGAUGGUGCUGAGCAAAGAGAGCGCCAACCUAAGAUUGCUUCCCCUCAAACCACGACUUAUUGAGAUCCAGAAAGGAGAAAAUGGUUAUGGCUUUUAUCUACGGAUGGAACAAAAUAAUCAUGUAAUCAAGGAUAUUGAUUCUGGAAGCCCAGCAGCCAAGGCGGGUCUCAAAGACAAUGACAUCUUAGUAGCUGUCAACGGCGAGCAAGUAGAUGGUCUGGACCAUGAAAGCGUCGUGGGAAAAAUUAAGCAGUCUGAGGCAAAAACCACACUGUUGGUAGUGGAUAAGGAGACUGACACCAUGUAUAAACUGCUGCACACUGAGCAGAAAGUGAACCACAAGCCAAGAAUCUGCAAGAUGGUGAAAGGGCCUAGUGGAUUUGGCUUCAGUUUAAAUAUGACCAAGAACAAGCCUGGACUGUUCAUCAAUGAGGUACAAAACCACGGGCCAGCUGACACAGCAGGUGUAGAAAAUAAUGACUUUUUGGUGGAAGUGAAUGGGGUGAAUGUGACCAACGAAUCUUACGACAAAGUGGUGGCAAGAAUCCAAGAUAGUGGCGACAGACUAACACUACUGGUGUGCACCAAAGAUGCUUACAAAUACUUCCAGGGCCAGAACAUUCCCAUCACAGCCUCUAUGGCAGAUCCAGUCCAUGACACUUCUGAACCUCCUGCUUACACAGAAAAUCAUCUGUCAGAGCCAGAGAGAAAAUCACCUGAACUAAGGGAAAGGUACAACUGCUGUGAAAUGGCAUAA